Messenger RNA from Aegilops tauschii subsp. strangulata, 1443 nucleotides. Its product is annotated as disease resistance protein PIK6-NP-like. Gene Ontology annotation, biological process: defense response to other organism. Lineage: Eukaryota; Viridiplantae; Streptophyta; Magnoliopsida; Poales; Poaceae. The record is from RefSeq and is a predicted model, not a curated record. Gene Ontology annotation, molecular function: ADP binding.
AUGACUGCUAAAAGAGGCAGACUAAGUGCACUGCAUGAAGCUGACCACUGCUUUGAUCUGCUUGUCGCCCACGGGCUUCUUAUACCAAUGGACAUGGCUGUUACAGGAAAGGUGAAGAGCUGUAAAAUGCAUCAGAUCAUCCAUGACAUUGUUACAGAGAUUGCAACAGAUGAUAAUUUUGUAAAGAACAGCCAUCAGCCAGACUUGGCUCAUCGCCUUUCUAUUCACUAUGAAGUCCAACCACAGCAAGCUGAGAAGGAGCAAUAUGCAACUUGUUCCAUAGCCUGUUGGGAUAUUUGUCGCCAUUCCAGUCCAAGUGACAAAACAACAGUUGAACAGUCCAAUGCCACGGCCACUCAAGAGUUUUUGGAGUCCCUUCCUUCGUCGACUCACUUGGGGGUUCUGAAGGUGCUUGAUCUAGAAAACUGCAACGAAUUGAAGGACCACCAUCUGAAAAACAUUUGCAACCAUGUAUUCCACCUCAAGUACUUGAGCCUUCGGAAAACUGGCAUUACUCAACUACCCAAGCAGCUUGACAAGCUUCAGUUCCUAGAGACCUUGGACAUUCGUGAAACAGAAGUAAAAGCAUUCCCCAAAAAUUCAGUUUUUCUGCCAAAGCUAAAGCAUCUACUUGCUGGCCAGUGGACUGAUGACACAACCCAAGGUAGCGUCCAAUCUAAAGAGAUGUUUCUCACCGUGUCGCUGCCCAAACGUAUCGGGAACAUGACAGAACUGCAGGUGCUAUCUCAUAUUGCAGUUUCUGGCAAAGGCGAUGAAAUAAUUGAUGUUGGCAACCUACUCCAGUUGGUUAAGUUGGGUGUGGUUCUCUCUGGGAGCAAGAGAUCAGUCUUCUGGCAUUUGUACCAUGCAAUUGGAAAGCUUAGAAAAUGUCUUCGCUCACUGUCAAUCCGUGUCACAGAACUGACAAGCAACGAAGAGGAUGACAACAUGAACAUUGAAGAAGCACCCCUCAUACAUCCCAAGUAUCUUCAGAAGCUAAAAAUCAGUGGCCUGAAAUAUGGAUUGCCCUCAUGGAUUAAAAAGCUCGAUGUCCUUACCAAAAUAACCCUCCAUAUGACUUUCAUAACGGAUGAUGACUUCAAAAUCCUCGGAGAGCUUAAAAGCUUGUCCUGCCUUAGGCUCCAACGAGAGUCAUGCAAUGAAAGCACACUCACCUUCAAAAAAGAUGCAUUUCAAAGUCUCAAGUUCCUGGAUAUUGAGUGCUCAGCCAUUACCAGUAUCAAAUUUGUCAAAGAGGCAUCUCCUAUGCUGAAGAAGUUAGUUUGGUCUUCUACUCGUGAACAGUCUCUUUCUGGGAUUGAGGACCUUCCAAGUUUCCGAGAGCUCAAGUUGACAGGCAUCUUUGACUUGCAAAGUGUGGAACAAGCAAUUGCAGCAAACAAGAACAAGCCUAUCUUGGUAGCAGACCGAAUAAAUGCUUAG